Ectocarpus sp. CCAP 1310/34 is the source of this 351-nucleotide messenger RNA. The record is from the annotation of a GenBank genome assembly. NCBI's taxonomy places the organism in Eukaryota, Phaeophyceae, Ectocarpales, Ectocarpaceae.
AUGCCCUGCCAGACGGUGCAGACGGUCCUGUUGGACUUGAAGGAGAAGGGGCCCACGGACCAGGAUAGACAAGUGUUGCACGCCGACGUAACGAAGAAGCUCGGGCAAGCCGCGAGAAUUUUGUCUGAUCGCUUUUCACCGACAGUCGCCGUAGCCCUCGUGGACCAAUUUCUGACGAUGGUCAAUGUGCAAACAGGCGGGGUAGGAACUACAACGACGGGAGGGCGGGGGGCGGCUCUCUUCAUGGCCAACCCUGGGACUCUUCGCCUGCCCGCUAGGACAAGUAAUAAAGGACGACCUGGCGCUGCAGAAAAAUACACAAGAGGGGGUAGCCAGAGAGUCGGGUUCUAA